AUGCUAUCGACGGUGCCGCGACCCGAUCACGGGUUUGCAGUGUCUCGCGUCCUGUUGGAGACUUUCGACAACGAAGCCAGCUCGGUUUCUUCUACUUCUUCUUCUAGUACCCACCACAAAGCGACCACUGGCAACCUGGAAAAGAGUCUUGUUGUCGACAACGAGGCGUCUCUGGAGUCCAAUCACGCCAACUCGCCUCGAACUUCUCCGACAAAAACCGCCGAUGUCGUCGACGACGACAAGACAUCAACAACGUACUCGGAUGACGAUACGUGGAAUGAAACUGUCGCCGAGAUCAAGGAACAACUGGCAGUGACAAUGAUUGUUGGUAGCGCCGCCAAUGGGAGCCACGAGGCUUGGGACGUCGAAAAGAACGAUUUGGUCCCGAAAGAACAGCUCUCCGAGGCAAUGUUUGACAUUUUAGUGGAGCGGAUCCGCAUGAUGGACGACAAGCUCCUGGAUGAAGUCCCCAUGGAAGGUUGGGAGGCGAUUGCCGCAUCGCCCAUUUCUCUCAUGCGGGAAAUACUCUUUGACAUGGAAGUGGCCGAAGAAUGCGAAAUGGAGUUUGGUUGGAAGGACAUCAAGAUUCUGCUGGACUUGAUGCCGAUCAUGUGGCGAAGUUGA
This is a messenger RNA of Seminavis robusta, 624 nucleotides long. The record is from the annotation of a GenBank genome assembly. NCBI's taxonomy places the organism in Eukaryota, Bacillariophyta, Bacillariophyceae, Naviculales, Naviculaceae.